UCUCUCCCCAUCCGCUGCAUAUCUGGCUGCUGUAGAUAAAGCGUACUCCCCCCCUCCGCGCUGCCGCGAUUCACCAGCAGUAUUCUGCAGACAUGGAGGUGGUCAACCAGCUGGUGGCAGGGGGGCAAUUUCGUAUAGUGAAAGAACCACUGGGAUUUAUCAAAAUUCUGGAGUGGCUGUUUUCUAUCUUUGCCUUCGCAACAUGUGGAAGUUAUUCUGGAGAGUUCACUAUGAGCAUUGAAUGUAGCAACAAAACUGAGAGCAAGCCGAAUGUUAAAGUGGACUUUGAAUAUCCAUUUAAGCUGCACCAGGAGUAUUUUGAUUUUCCAACAUGCCGUGGUUCUACAAGCAAGGUGUUUCUGGUCGGGGAUUACUCCUCCUCUGCUGAGUUUUUUGUCACAGUGGCAGUGUUCGCCUUUCUGUACUCACUUGGCGCCCUUGUCACAUACAUAUUCCUACAGACCAAAUACCGUGAGAACAACAAAGGACCCAUGAUUGACUGUAUAGUGACAGCCGUAUUUGCCUUUUUGUGGCUGGUAAGUUCGAGUGCAUGGGCGAAGGGCUUGUCUGACAUUAAGCUUGCUACUGACCCUGAGCUGAUUAAGGAUCAGAUACCAGCGUGCCUGGUCCCAGAGAACAAGUGUCAAGAAGUCCGGGAUCCUGUUACGUCCGGGUUGAAUACCUCAGUGGCUUUUGGAUUUCUCAACUGCAUAAUCUGGCUGGGAAACCUCUGGUUUGUAUUCAAAGAAACGGGCUGGACAGCUCCAUUCAUGAAGUACCCACCACCAGCCCAGGAGAAACAGCCCGCUCCAGACUCCUACAGCCAGAGCCAGGGCCAGGGCCAGGGCCAGGGCCAAGGCUACGGCCAGCAGGACACUUACGCACAGCAAGGAGGUUACCAACCCGACUACUACGGUCAGCAGCCUGAAUACAACCAACAAGGGUACAGUCAAGGGACAUACAGCCAGCAAGGUGUCCCAACCUCUUUCUCCAACCAGAUGUGAGCUGGGUUCUCCGCGGCUGAUCAGUGAGCUCAGGCUGCAGGUUGUGAUAUUCUGAUGUGCAGUGACGCAGCCCAGCUGCCAGAGUGAAUAUUAAUGGGAGAAUGUCGUGUCCGUGAUGUUUAUAUAAUAUAUAAUAUAUAUAUAUUUAAUGAUAUAUCUGUACCAAAACACAGGAAAAUCCCAUCUCAUUCUACCAGAGACUGUCUUCCUGCAGAGCAUUGCUGUGUAAUCCCUUUCCUGUCUUUGCCAGAACCCUGCAGAGCAUUGCUACGUAACCCUUUUCCUACCAGAGUUCCGCAGAACACCCCUGUCAAUCUCUUUUCCCUGUCAGGUGGGCCGGUCUGCAGCGCUUUAUGAUAUUACCCCCCUCCGUGAGUAAACACAGUAUUGUGACGUUAGAGAGUGAGAUUAACUAAUUAUCCAUUAGCCCUUCUGGCAGGGAAAUGACUUUUCAGGGCUGUUAGUCAUAAUGCACCGUUUUUAAGCUUCUGGUUAGUUUUAGAUUUCCUUUAGCAAUCCGUGAUGUCUGCACUUUACAAUGCAUUGUAGGCCCCUAUUGCACAAUAACGGGAUUGACGCAGAAUUUAAUACUGUAAAGAUUGCCAUUGUGCCCUGUGUAGUAUGGGUGGGCUGAGUUGCCGCUAGCAAUGUAAAUCAAAUCCAGCUACAGAGUUAAUUAGGAGAGUGACCUACGGGUAAUCCUUGUGCACUCUGGAGUACUAUAUACCCCCUUCUUCCCUCACCCAGCGUCAUUACUGCCUGCUUCUUAUGCACAUCAGCUCCCAAAUCGCCCGUGCCCGGUACCCCUUUGUGCUGUAUAUUGUGUUUGUGACACUAAAGUUGCGUGUUGUAAUCCUGACUGGAAAAUAAAGACAGGCUGGAACAAA
Molecule: messenger RNA, 1891 nt
Organism: Pseudophryne corroboree (corroboree frog)
Lineage: Eukaryota; Metazoa; Chordata; Amphibia; Anura; Myobatrachidae
Gene: SYP
Product: synaptophysin
Exons: 7
Coding region: 93-1004 (303 amino acids)
Cellular component (GO): synaptic vesicle membrane; synaptic vesicle; presynaptic active zone
Source: RefSeq, a predicted model, not a curated record